Molecule: messenger RNA, 1840 nt
Organism: Vespula pensylvanica (western yellowjacket)
Lineage: Eukaryota; Metazoa; Arthropoda; Insecta; Hymenoptera; Vespidae
Product: sodium/potassium/calcium exchanger 4-like
Exons: 5
Coding region: 37-1662 (541 amino acids)
Biological process (GO): calcium ion transmembrane transport; intracellular calcium ion homeostasis
Cellular component (GO): membrane
Molecular function (GO): calcium channel activity; calcium, potassium:sodium antiporter activity
Source: RefSeq, a predicted model, not a curated record
AAGGAUUUAUAACUUAUAUACGUAAUUACGAGAGUUAUGAACAACGGCUUGAAAUUCUUCGUACUUUCUACCGUCAUAUUCGUCGGUUAUUUAUCCACGUGCUUGCAGUUAGUGCAAGCGCAUCGUAACGAUAAUGCUGAACUGGUGAUCAAGGAGAUCGAGGAAAAUCAGAAAAAUUGUAUGCCUCGUUCGAUCAAUGACUUCCCAAAAGACAUCUUUACGCCGGAACAACGUGAAAAGGGGGCGGCUCUGCUACACGCAUUCUUCGGCUUUUAUUGCUUUUUAUUGACUGCUUUCGUCUGUAACGAUUAUCUCUUACCAGCACUCGAUUGCAUCUGUUCGGGAUUGAAUAUCUCAGCUGAUGUUGCUGGUGCCACAUUUCUUGCUACUGCCAGCUGUUUUCCCGAAUUAUUCGUCAGUGUCGUUGGUACCUUCUUAACUGAAUCUGACCUUGGAGUUGGUACCGUAGUUGGUAGUGCAGUAUUCAAUACUUUUGCUACUACAGCCUGUGGAGCACUUUCAGCAAUAAAAGGUAUACAGCUAGAAUGGCAAAUACUGUCGCGCGAUUGCAUAAUCUACGUGAUAUCCGUUGGUUCGUUGGUAUUGGUUAUGUGGGACGGCCUGAUCACCUGGUACGAAGCAACAAUCUUCAUGGUAUUGUUCGUUGGUUAUUUGGUCCUUCUGUUCAGUGGCGAAGGGAUCACACGUUGGUAUAAGAAGAUCAAACAUCUUUGUUGGAACGGUACCGAGUUUUCGGAGGAAAGUGUGACUUCAAAGCCGACGACCGAUCCUAUGGUGCACGGUAUGUACAAGCCAUAUGUUCACGGUGAACUAAUUGCCGAAUACAGGAAAAAGAGCAUCACGAAGAUGGCCGAAAUUAAAUCGACUAAUAAGAAUUUCGAGGAACCACUGGAGAAUAACGAGGAAUUGGUCGAUUAUGUUGAACCAGGUAGGUUUAGGACAAUGAUGUUUAAUUGUAAUUCUUUCAAAUUUUUUUGUCAUCUUAUCUAUUUCCUUUCGAUAUUUCUUUUCUCAGAUACGCCGUUCGUUUUACCGAAAGGUAAUUCGCUAAUGAAGUUAUGGUUUUACUUUACCUGGCCUUUAAGGAUCUCCCUAUUUGUCACCAUACCAGACACCAGAUAUAAAAGAUUUCGUUCGUGGUACCUAUUAACUUUUUUCAUUUGUACCAUGUGGAUCGUAGUAUCAUCUUAUAUGGUAUCUUGGAUGAUGACAGUCGUCGGGGACACCAUGGGAAUCCCUGAUUCCGUUAUGGGUAUAACGUUUCUAUCGGCUGGUGGUAACAUGCCCGAGCUUGUUUCGAUCGUUAUCCUUUCUAGACAAGGUAAUGGUGACAUGGCAAUGAGCAAUACGUUGGGUGCUAAUACUCUUGAUAUUCUUCUGUGUUUGGGUCUACCAUGGCUGAUAAAAACUUUAAUGUCGGGCAAAGACGUCGAAAUCGUAUCCGGUGCUCUCUCUUAUAGCGUCUUAUCAAUAAUCAUUUGCGUUAUAUGCUUCUACUCGGUCACAGCUUUUUACAAAUUUAAGUUGAACAAAAAAGUUGGCGCCGUUUGUCUUGUAAUGUACGCAAUAUUUCUUAUAUUUGCUAUAUCGGUUGAAUUGAACGUAUUCUUUCACGUUAAUUGGCCGAUGUGCGAUCGAUAGUCGAAGAUCGAAUUUAUCGACAAUCGUCGUAACGUUCUCGAAUAUGUUAUGAUACAAAAAUAUGCGCAAAGUCGAAAUGAGAGUAAGAGAGAGAAAGAGAGAGAAUAGGAGAAAAAGAGAGAGGGAAAAAGAGAGAAAAAAGAAUGAAAAAGAAUAAGAGAAAAAUAAAGUGACAGAG